Phytomonas sp. Hart1 is the source of this 8850-nucleotide messenger RNA. The record is from the annotation of a GenBank genome assembly. NCBI's taxonomy places the organism in Eukaryota, Euglenozoa, Kinetoplastea, Trypanosomatida, Trypanosomatidae.
AUGAUCAGUUUUAAGAAAAUUGCCGAGUUUCUCAAAAAGGUGGGUAGCCGGGACACUUGCUCACCUGGAGGAAAGGAUACGAAAAAUGCUAAAUGCACUAGUAAUGUUACAACAGAAAUACCCUCUGCUUUUGUAGACAAAUCUAGUCCAAUUAGCAAUAUUCUUAGGGGGCUCCCACCAAACGCUUCAGAACAAGCAGUUCUGCUGCACAUUCGUGCUAUGGUUGAGCGCCGUAUCCAAAGCUCUAGGAAAACUGGGCUUUUCUCCGCCCACGACGAGUCCAAACGUCAGAAUUUAGCUCUACUCGGGGAAGUUGGGACGCAGCAACCGCGAGUGUCCUCAUCAGCGAUCUUGUCCACAGGAGAUGCGUUAACUAAAGGCUCAAGUUCUAUGGCACAAGACCUCAAAGGUGGAAACACAACGGUAGCAUCGACUUCUUCAGGCAGUUGCCCCCAACACCAAGAAGGCGCCUUACCUAGUGUGACUGAUAUGCCGGCGUGCUACUUUCUGAAUAUGAAUUUAGGGAAGGGGGAUGGUACCUCAAAUUAUGGGGAGUUUUCUACCCCUGGAUCUACCUUAGUAGGUACGAGCGAAUGGGGUCCGGCUAUACUUGACCAAGUCGAGGAUAUUGACACGUGGAUGGCGUCUUUGGAACAGGAGAAAGCUGAACUCAUCGAGGCGCUCGACGUAUGUCUACAGGAAGUACCUGAGAUGAAUGAGUCCGAGCUGCAGGAACACAUACGGCAGUGCAUAGCUAAACGCGAGACAAGCUCCCGGAACGAAAACAAGACCACUUGCACAGGGAACAUGACCAUACCAUUUUCAAACACUGAUAUGCAGCCACAUGAUGUUGCUCAUUCAAUUGAAAGUGAUAAAAAAGACAAUAGCGAAGGCGCCUAUCCGCUUGAGGAGACUCAAGCUAGCAGUGAUCCUGUUAAUGAUCAAAAAGGUGUUGUUGAUGGAAACACAACGCCGCAACCCUCGUCAAAUGAGCCAAGCAUGAAGUCAGACCUAGAGAUCAUGACGAUCUAUGAAUGGCGCCAGCUUCUUCUGUCUCUUGUGGAGCUUUUAAUCUACACAGAAAGAGAUAUUCUCUAUCAACAAGCUUUCUACACGCAGCGCAAAGGACAGGAACAUGAUAACAUGAUAUUUGCUCUGAAGCAUCAGCAAAAGCAAGACGAUAUGCUGCCUAGUGCUUGUGAGUUUGAUGCGCUUCCGUCAUUGACCUCAAUGGAAGACCGUAGGAGCAGCAAGCAGCAGGUGCAACAAUCUAUGGAAACAAACACAACUGAAGUGGAAAAGGAUGGUGACGUGCCUUCAGGGGCUCCACAGAUUGCCUCCACAGGGUCUCCACAUCACCAGCCGCAGCAACAUGUGGAUCCCACAGCAAUGCGAGGCAUCCAAACCUCUAAAGAUACUACCGCCAAGAUCAAAGCCGCCUCACAGGAACUAGCGAAGAGUAUAGACAAAGUUCUCAGCGCGGCCUGUUCGCUGGCAGCGUGGAUCAUCCUUCGGUCCAUGCUUCAGAAGCAUAUUAUCCGCUUAGAGACGACGGCUCUGGAAGUGUCGCGGUCGCAAGAAACUGCCUCAUCCAAGCAUGCCGACAAGACGAUUGAGAAAAAAGACAAAGAAACUGGUAAGUCGGACAUCAAAAGUCCAGAGUUCUAUAAUAGCACGGCAGGCAUCUUCAACACCAAGCAAAACGUUCUAACGGUAGACUGGCCUGAGGUCAUUAAUAACUUGCGCGGGCUCCUUUCCCCCUUCGGGCCCUCCAUGGCUGAGUGCGUCAUUUGUGCAAGCUUCUUGCGUGAUGACGGGUUGGAGCUUAUGAUGUGCAUGCUGCAGGAGCCAUAUGAGCGUUCUCUUGUCAAGCCGAUCGUCACCAGCGACGAGAAGUGGCGGCGGCUUCAAUCUGUGUUCAUGAACCGCACCAAACCAACGGGCGGCAAUCAGCCCGAUAGCGGUGUUUCAUGUCCUCAAAGCUCGCACAUCCCCAUAGGAAACGCGAGCGGAGGCUGUGGAAACAGCAACACCAGCGGGGGAGGGAGCACGAAACACUCACCGGUACCCACUACAGGUAGCUCCUCAUUGAUACACCCCCAGCCCGUGCGUUCUAGCAUCACACUUCCCCCACAGCUCCUCGCCGCGAACUUCAACGCUCCCACACUGGCGUCAAUCCCAGACGGCCCCACCCUCGAUGACUUCCUUGCUGAGGUGGAGCUCGCAUACAGGGAAGGGGUCUUGAAAAGUUGGUCGGAGUACCUGAAGCAGAUCCUCUUCGUGCGGGAUGAAGACGACGGGCGCUUCGCCGUAGGGGCGUCCGUCAUGGUGUCCACCAACACAACAACGGCAACACAAGCAGGGACCUCCGCAACUGAUGAGAGAACCACAAAAAGUAGUUCUGAAACCCCUAUUGGAAUUCAGGCGCAGAAUGGGUUGUUCGGUACCAUCGAUAGCGGGUGUACUCCUCAAGAUUGUGAUUUCAAUGGCCUAUUACACAAUGUUAAUUGUACAACGAUUUGUCAACUUGCCACUGCCUUUUUUUUCUGUUCUGAUGAAUGGAAAAGCAAAUGUCAGCGAGCCCGUUUCGACUUUUUACAUUCUUGCAUCCACAGGUCAGCCCUAAGAAAGAAGACCGCGACACCGCAGGAACUUGCCGUAUUAGGCCCAGACAUGGCUCAAGUGAAACAACCCUCACUUCCCAUUGAAGAGCAUCCUGUAGCCACAAACGGCUCAGAGGGACUAACAACAAACUACCGAGUAUCGACUUUUUCUUUUGAAGACGAGGCAUUAAUUCAGAAUUCUUCAAAAAAUACUACUUCAGAGAACAACCCCAAUGACGAUAAAAAUUUUCUCGACAUGACUGUAUCUCCAGAACAGGUGAAUAUCAUUUCUGGAGGCUUACACUCUUUAUCCUCCACCUUAUCAUUUCAUUCAUGCAAUCCGUCUACAGCAGCGAUCUUAGAACCUGGAGCUGAAGGGUCAUCUCUGAGUAAUGAUACCACCGCAAAGGGUUAUAAUUACAUCCUAAAUUCGGGUGAUCGAAGCUCUGCUGAGCACCAGUAUUUACAACCAGCCCUGUGCGCUGUUGGCAAGGAAGUGCUAAUGCAAAUAACCAAAAUGUCGUGGGCAGCUGCACUACACAAACGCGUUGAACACUGCAUCACUGAUCAACCACCCGCUCUUGAACUUGCAAGUAAGUAUGCGCGUGAGGAGCGCCAGGUAUCGGGAAUGCUCAACGACUUUCGUGCCCGUCAGCGGGCUCUCAAUUCCAUUCUUAAAUCUCAUCUGUCCGCUGGUCGAUCUCAUGAAGCCCUCCCAAUUGCAAAUAGGCAUUUCAAAAAUGAACGCAAGGAGUGGAGUAGUCGUGCUCAGACUAUCUUCUCUGCAAUGCAUUACCUUCACUCUAUGGUACAGCUGGUACAAGCCCAGGCGGCGUGUCGCGCGUAUGGGGCUGUGAUCGAAACUGGACAAUUUGUAUUGCUUCAAUGUUCCCUGUGUGAGCAAAUGCUCGAAGUGAUUUCCCCAAAGCCAAGGGGUGCCUUCAUCCUUCGCUUCGGUAAAGCACGUAUGAAACUGUUGAAUACAAAGGUGUAUCUUAUGAAGGAGCUUUGGUACGCUUAUGCGAUGUUCAAUAAUAACGCGCGUGCCGAAAAGCUUUUUGAUGAGUGUGUAAAAAACAUACUUCAACUUCGGAAUAAAUUGCGCGAUAAUGAGCUUUUUGGCGUUCUCAUGAAACGUGGCAAGCAGCUCAUGAACAUGCAAGAGUUUCACAGUGCUGUAGAGCUGUUUAAACAUGCUGUCACAAUUUCUUCUGCAGCACAGAAAAAGAACCAAAUGGGCUAUACUACUGGGGUCAUUCUCAACUCGAAUAAUCUCAAUAGCACCCUUGGUGGAGUCAGUCUUCAAUCCUCUCCCUCCAUAACGACCGCUAUCGGCAGUCCUUCUCAAGAAUCCAAUCCCACAGUGACCCCAACCCCGUCUAACGCUGCCUCGGCGAACCCGCGUGUGGUGUCGAAUGCCUUUAGUGUGAAUCUCCACCUCCACCGCGCGGGCUCGUCCGACCCGAGCAGCGCCGACGAGCACCCCCACGUCCUUACCCCGCACGAGGAGGAGGAGCUGGAGCUGGGGUGGAAGGUCGCGGAGAGCCAACGGAUGCUCGCCCUGGCCUUUGUGACGCAGGCGGAGCACGAGGUUAACGUCCCGGCGCGCCGGGUCCAGUUGAGCAACGCGGUCAACAACGCCUACGCGUCCCAGGCCUCACUCCAGAAGUGGCAGUCCAAAGGAGGGACGCCCAAGCGCAUGUUGACCGCCGUCCCCUCGAGUCUUAUCGUGACCGCCAAGGCGCUGCUGCUGCUCGGCCAGCCCAAGAAAGCCGCCCUGUUGUUGGAGCCGCUGAUUGAGGCAAAGCCAAAUGCGGUGCCGGCAUGUCCGCCGAUGUGGGACGAGAUACUUGACCCCACUAUGGAUCCACUUACAGCAGAGGAUAUUGCGCUGCGGAUCUAUGUCAACUCCGUGCGUAUCGCCGUGUUUCAGCUGUACGGCCAAUGCUUGAGUAAGUUUGACGGAGAGCGAGGCUUGCGUGUAGUAGAGCGCACUCGUACACUUUUGCAGGAUAGUUUCUAUUGGAUGCAUGUCGUACGCAGGAAGAUUUGCUUGAAGCAAGACCAAAAAUCAUAUGAAGUAUCAUCUCUCAAUUUACAAUCAAAAUCGAAUCCACGUUCCAGUAAUGGACCCUUAUAUGAUACCGAAGACGGAAAACCCGUGAUUGAAAAUACACCCCUUUCCCGGGCACCUGAGGUGGAAUGUCCUGAAGGUAUUGAAAAUCACCACACAGAUUUUUACAGUCAAGUCCCCCGUAUUUCCGAGGAACGGAUGGAAGCGGUAAUUGUGCCAAACCUCACAAGUGCCGAACAUCCUCAGAAAAAUAGCACUUCGGUACACGAAGCUUUUGAUGCUGAUGGUCAUAUUACCGACAUUAGAAAAAUCAAAAAGGUGGAAGAUCUGUUUCAACGCAUCGACGUUUUCUUGGGCAGCAAGAGUGAGCGGGUGACGGCGCUACGGGCACUUCAAUCGGGCUGCUUGGAGGUACGCGAAGCGCACUGCGAAUUUGAGAUUACCGCAGGUGAUACGUUGAGCCUGCUGUGUCGCUGGGAAGACGCCCUUGAGGCAUACUUCCGAACCCUGGUCAUUUGUUUAAAUGAAAAUGAAGCUGCUGCUGAAACAUGCAAACGUGGUAAAUCCAUGGCCAGCCGCGGGGGAAACUAUAGCAGUGCAUCCACCGUUGCUACUCCAGCCGAAACGUUCACGAAAGACCUUGAUGUGUCUGCACUUACACUCGAUCUCUUAUUAAUGGAAGAACUUAAUCAAGAAUUCGAUGAUGAGGAAGAAGAAAUCAUGGAAGGGAUUGGCACAAUAAAUCCGUCAACAAGUACAGGAGCUAAGGAUCUGCGUGCCGUUAUAGCAUAUGAAGAGCAAAUAAAGUGUAAGGUGUGUGAAAACAUGGCUCUCAGCCGAAUCGCUAACGUCUAUAAGGCUUUAGGUAAACCCAAGAUAGCUAUUCAAUACCUCAAACCUGUUCUGGAAUACGCGAAAGAGUCCAAUAAUACGCUGGUUGAGUAUCAAUCAAUGCUUUCCCUAUCUCGCCUAUACACAAUCACGGAAGAACAUGAGCUGGCGCAAGAAAUGUGGGAGCGGGUGAGUGCUUUUGCUAAGAAGUACGAGGACAAGGAAGUAAGCCGAGAGACGUUGCGCAAUAUCGUCACGGUGCAGGAAGCUGCGAGGUUGUUUCCCGAUAUCAUCCGCACAGCAGAGGAGCUCAAACAACUUGCCUUGGCGGCAGAAGGAACUGACGCCGCCUCGGACCUGCGCUAUGCCUUGGAGGCCCUAGCUAACUCUCACCUUCAGCUGGCGCACUACAAGGAAUGUAUUGAAGUUCUAGACGAGAGAGAAAAAGUACAGGAGAAGUCCGGAGAGUGGAAUGGCAAACUGUUAGAACUUCGCGCACGUGCUCGACUUGGUAACGGUGAAGUCGCUGAUGCCAUAAAAAUACUCUCCACAUGGGUAAACAAGGCUAGACAACUGCAGAAUUGGUCUGAAUUCGGUAGGGCAAAUGGAGCACUUGGUGCUGCCUAUAUCGCUAAAGGUGACAACUAUGCUGCUCAUCGCUGGUACUUGUUGUCUUUACAAAGCUUUUCGCACCUAAAAGGAGAUAUUUCGCAUCAAGACAAGCUCUGUGUCAUUGAGUCUGCACGAUGGCUUGUGCAGAACUACUAUCUAAACAAGGACAAAAUGCAGGUGAAUGUGGAACUUCCACAACCUGGCAUUACUGCCAGCACUCACCCUGGCGUAGACGGGCAUGCUAAUAAAGGACUCAUUAACAAUUCCAUCUUUGCAAGCGGUGGCGAGGUCUAUGAAAGCGGUUUGCACAACCACAGUGGCGACCUCGCACAAAUGUUGGAAGAGGAUGACAGGAUGCGUUCUGGUUGUGGAAUAAUCAAACAGGAUCAAAGCUGCUUGGUCGAUGAUAAUAUCAGUACGUUUCUUGAUAGCAUACAAAACCACUCUUUUUCUGGGAUGAGCAUGUAUCUUGACAAGAGCAAGGAUACGAAUGACAGCACGUUGGAAAACACCUCUCCAGCCGACCUCACCGUUCCUUCUAACAAGACUAAAAACAACAGUGGGAAAAUAUCGCCCAAGGAGAACCCCACCUCCACAGUUGGGAAUAACAAAGACGACAAUGGGAUCAGGAUCAAUACGAACUCACCGAUAAGCUUUGAAACAGCACAGAAGCCGGAAAAUGCCGAUAUUGAUAAAACGCCUGUUAGAAACAAAGGAGGGCAUGUCACGAGCCCCGAAAAUUACGCCGAUGGAGAGCCACUUCACAACGCGGUUGAGAGCAAACCGCAGGCCUCUUCCUUAGAAGAGAAGCAGAAGCCAUCCUGUCUCUCCCCUGUGACAGCGACCUUAACGACAACAAUAACAAAGCACACCACAGCCAUUCCCAGCAUGACAUCAACAAAUGUCUCUAUGUGCAGCCGUCCGGCCGCGGCGAUGGCAGGAACGGACGCCCUCAACGGAGUCGGAAGUUCAGAUGCACAUAGCAACGUUACGGCCUGUGUGAAACCACCAGGCAAAACCCACACAGCUUGCAUGACUAACACCACCCCCCUGAUGUCCGAAGUCCUUCACAACCAUGUGGAAUGCUGUAACAAACGUCCCAGUAAGGUCUCGACGCUUUGCUAUCGAAUGGCAUUACAAAUAAUGGAGUGGGCGACAAGGCUUAUCCAUGGGUCCUGUACAAUCCCGCACUGCCGCUACGUUAUCCCGUACUCCCCUGCGGAAGGAGUGGAUCUCGCCUUGCUUACCCACCCGCGGUGCGUCUUUGUGUUUUUCUUCGCGGAAUACGUGACGGAAUCAAGCGCUGCCUACAACGUCAUCAUUCGCCCGGCAAACCACGUCCAUUUUAUGCACCGCUACGCGCAGGUCACCACGCUGAAGGAGUACUGCAACAAAAAGCUACUUUCAGGCGUUGUCAAGAAAGCAGCAAAACAAGCCGCCAUAGGAACGGAUCCCAUGUUUGCAUAUACCUUAGAUACAACAAAAAAAGCUAUCCCACAGAGCUUAACCUUGGAGCUCCCAUCGGGUGAGAUCCCAUCUAAAACAGAAAGUGUCGGCAGCCUUAACCGUAAAAAUAGUGCGAUGUGUGAAGCCAGCACCGGCAGCGCGUCGUUCCUGAGUUCCACGAUAGUGGAGCACGUUCUUGAAUGUGAAAUUCGGACACAACUGAAAUACCUCUAUGAUGAGCUCUGGAGACCUGUGCAGUCCUCCUUCCGCCGCGCGAACCUCAACCUGUCCGACGCGGAGUGUCUAAUCAUCGUCGCCGACCCCUCUCUCUUACGUGUUCCCUUCCACGCACUGCUGCCGAACUCGGAUGAUCUCUUCCCAGGGGAAAGGAACGAACCCCUCGGGCAGCAGGCGACGCUUGUCGUGACCCCCUCCGUCACUCACCUCGUUCAGUUCGGUGUCUCUAGGCGCGAAAACGAUAGGGCUACACCACCGCUUACAAUAGCAGCACUCAAUCACAAACAAAAAAAAAUCAUUUUUUUGCCUGAAGAAGAAGCGCGUGCGAACAAUCGUAAUAUCAACUUGAACACCGUCAACCUUGGCGAGUCGGAACCGGCUCUGCAUGGCACACCAUCCGUAACUUCACCUCAGGCCGCCAGCGAUACAACGCCAAAUGGGGGUGUACGAAACUCCACGCAGGAAAUUUCAAACGAGCCGGACGUUGAGGAUCCCUUUGCCCCCCUGCGCUCCUGCUGGUCGAUCCACGCGGGAUGCACACGAAAGGAACUUCUCAACGCCUUUGCAGAUCCCCAAAACCACGUCAUCAUGGCGCUCAACAGCCCGGUGGACGAUCGUCUGAAGGUAGCAGAUGGCGUGAUCGGCCUCCGCGACUUAGCCUCGGCACGGGGGCAGGAGACGGGGGAGGGAGAGACGAGCUGCUGCAGCGGGGCGUGCACCGCGCAUGGCCUGGACCACUUGGAGCUUCUCGUCAUUGCGGUUGACAGAGGAGUUUCCACGAGUGAAACGGAGCCUGUCGGGGCGCUCAGUCUAUGCCUUGAACUCCGCUGUACUCGUGUGCUGCUGUUAAAUAUAAUUACUGGCACCUCAAUCAAUUCCAUGCAUAAGGAGUUUCUGGUGCUUUAUUUGAAGCAUUUGGAUUUGGUGCGGCGUUAUGAUUUGAAAUUUCCCUAUGCGCUUGCGCUCCGCAUGACGUUGAGGAAGGCGAUUGAAAAAGAGUGGCCUGUAAAAUUGUGGGGUGCGUUCACCCUGGUUGGGGCUCCUUAG